ACUGAACUCGUGCGCCGCUCGCUCCAACAUACACCGGUCAAAUGCGGCUUUAUUUCCUCGCAACUUUCGCAAGUGACACUCAUGUCUUCUCGAGGCUACUGUCGGUAAUGCUACACUGACUUGGAAAUUCGGUGCUUUGAUUUUGUGCUCGGUGCGAAAACGACAUUUCUGUCAGUCGACUAUGGUUUCGCAGUGGAGUUAUAUCAAGCCUCUUUGCAUCGAAGUAUGGAUCUAUCUUCUCUGCUGUGUAGUUUUGAGGACGCACAGUAUACCGGAUAAUCAAGUGAAUUUACUGGAUUCUCGCUCAGUGAUGGGUGACCUGGGGUGGAUAGCCUACCCGAAGAACGGGUGGGAAGAGAUCGGCGAGGUGGACGAGAACUACGCGCCCAUCCACACGUACCAGGUGUGCAAGGUGAUGGAGCACAACCAGAACAACUGGCUGCAGACCAACUGGAUCCUGAACGAGGGCGCGCAGCGCGUCUUCGUGGAGCUCCAGUUCACGCUGCGCGACUGCAACAGCCUGCCGGGUGGCGUGGGCACCUGCAAGGAGACCUUCAACAUGUACUACUACGAGUCCAACGACGAGGAGGGCCGCAACGUGCGUGAGAGCCAGUACACCAAAGUCGACACCAUCGCCGCCGACGAGAGCUUCACGGAGCUGGACCUGGGCGACCGGGUCAUGAAGCUGAACACGGAGGUGCGGGACCUGGGGCCGCUCACCAAGAAGGGCUUCUACCUGGCGUUCCAGGACCUGGGCGCGUGCAUCGCGCUGGUGUCCGUGCGCGUCUUCUACAAGAAGUGCCCGCUGCUGGUGCGCAACCUGGCCCAGUUCCCGGAUACGAUCACCGGGGCGGACUCGUCGCAGCUGCUGGAGGUGUCGGGCACGUGCGUCAACAACUCGGUCACCGAGGACCCUCCCAGGAUGCACUGCAGCGCGGAGGGGGAGUGGCUGGUGCCCAUCGGGAAGUGCGUGUGCAAGGCGGGCUUUGAGGACGUCAAUGGCUCCUGUCAAGUGUGUAAGCCGGGCUUCUACCGCUCCGCCCUGCAGACCCAGAGCUGCAGUAAGUGCCCCCCACGCAGCUACGCCCGCGGCGAGGCCUCCACCUCCUGCCAGUGCGAGGGAGGCUACUACCGCACCGCCACCGACCCCACAAACAUGGCCUGCACAAAACCUCCUUCCGCGCCCCGCAGCGCCAUCUCCAACGUGAACGAGACCAGCGUCUUCCUGGAGUGGGUGGCGCCCGAGGAGACGGGCGGCCGCAAGGACCUAUCGUACGCCAUCGUCUGCCGCAAGGUGAUCGGGGGCGACGGCGAGUCGCGGCACUACGAGCCGUGCGGGAGCCACGUGCGCUACCUGCCCCAGCGCUCGGGCCUCCGCAACGCCUCCGUCAUGGUGGCCGACCUGCUGGCCCACACCAACUACACCUUCGAGGUGGAGGCCGUCAACGGCGUGUCACAGCUCCUGGCGCCGCUCAGACACUUCGUCACGCUCAACGUCACCACCAAUCAGGCGGCUCCGUCGCCCAUCACUGUGGUGAAGAAAGGCAAGACGGGCAAGAACAGCAUCGCACUGUCCUGGCAAGAGCCCGACCGGCCCAACGGCAUCAUUCUGGAGUACGAGAUCAAGUACUUUGAAAAGGACCAGGAGACCAGCUACACCAUCAUCAAGUCGAAGGAGACGGCCAUCGUGGCGGACGGCCUGAAGCCCUCGUCCGCCUACAUCUUCCAGAUACGAGCUCGCACGGCCGCCGGCUACGGAGGAUUCAGCCGGCGCUUCGAGUUUGACACCAGCCCCUACCUGGAGGCGUCCAGUGACCAGGGUCAGGUGCCUGUCAUCGCAGUGGCCGUUACCGUGGGGAUCAUACUGCUGGCACUCGUCACCGGCUUCCUCCUCAGCGGACGGCGUUGUGGAUACAGCAAAGCCAAACAGGAUCCAGAGGAGGAGAAGAUGCACUUCCAUAACGGACACAUCAAGUUCUCUGGGGUGCGCACGUACAUCGACCCCCAUACCUACGAGGACCCCAACCAGGCCGUCCACGAGUUCGCCAAGGAGAUAGACGUCUCAUACAUCACCAUCGAGAGAGUCAUUGGAGCAGGUGAGUUUGGCGAGGUGUGCUGCGGGCCGCUGCGGUUACCCAGCAAGAGGGAGAUGCUGGUGGCUAUCAAGACCCUGAAGGCGGGCUACACAGAGAAGCAGAGGCGGGACUUCCUGGGAGAGGCCAGCAUCAUGGGCCAGUUCGACCACCCCAACAUCAUACACCUGGAGGGGGUCGUCACCAAGAGUAAGCCCGUGAUGAUCAUCACAGAGUACAUGGAAAAUGGAUCCCUGGAUACAUUCCUAAGGAAAAACGACGGGCAGUUCACGGUGAUCCAGCUGGUGGGCAUGUUGCGUGGCAUGGCGUCGGGCAUGCGCUACCUGUCGGACAUGGGCUACGUGCACCGCGACCUGGCGGCGCGCAACAUCCUGGUCAACAGCAACCUCGUCUGCAAGGUGUCCGACUUCGGCCUGUCCCGAGUCCUGGAGGACGACCCAGAGGCAGCGUAUACCACGCGGGGUGGCAAGAUCCCCAUUCGCUGGACGGCUCCCGAGGCCAUCGCCUACAGGAAGUUCACCUCGGCCAGCGACGUGUGGAGCUACGGCAUCGUCAUGUGGGAGGUCAUGUCGUACGGAGAGCGGCCAUACUGGGAGAUGAGCAACCAAGACGUGAUCAAGGCGGUGGAGGAGAACUACCGGCUGCCGGCCCCCAUGGACUGCCCCGUGGCCCUGUACCACCUCAUGAUGGACUGCUGGCAGAAGGACCGCAACAGCCGGCCCAAGUUCGAGGAGAUCGUGGGGCUCCUGGACAAGCUCAUCCGCAACCCCAGCAGCCUCAAGCAGCUCGCUAACUGCUCAAACAGGGUGUCCAAUUUAUUAGUGGAGCAGGAGAGUGUGGAGUGCGCAGCCUACCGAUCUGUAGGAGAGUGGCUGGAGGCCAUCAAGAUGGGUCGAUACUCACAGCUCUUCAUGGAGAGUGGAUACACUUCGAUGGAAGUGGUUGCUCAGAUGACCUUGGAUGACUUGAGACGCGUGGGUGUGAAUCUCGCCGGGCACCAGAAGAAGAUCCUGAACAGCAUCCAGGAGAUGAGGGUACAGAUGAUCAACGUGGCCGUGCCAAUCUGAUGUUCCUCAAACGUCAAGUCAAAAAAAAAAAAAGAUCUGAUCACCCAGGACUGCGGCAGUAGCUUAGCACUUGUUACAACGAACUACGAACACAUAUUUAUGAACAGGGAGCCUUGAAAGAAAAGAAAGAAGCAGAAGAAGAAGAAAGAAAAAAAUGAAACGAAAAAUGAACGAGGGCAGUGACUCGUAAUGCGGUGAAUAAGAGGAACAAAAAUGGCACUGGACAAAACAGAUGGACCAGCAGCUGGUUCUUGGCUGCUGGUUUACAGAACUGUUUCAUUCUGUGUCCUCUCCUACUACUUUCUCUUUUAUUUUAUUUUUUUUGUUCUCGGUAAAAGAGUAAAAAGCGAUGGAUAGAUAGGCUGGCUAAAUGGAUGUGUGGAUGGUGAGACGUGCUGAAAAGUGUGGCACAUUCCCAGUGGAUGCGAGGCUUGGCGGCAGGGUUGCCAGAUGAGGCUGAUGAUUUCCAGCCCAAAAAAUGCUCAAAAAACCCGCCUAGAAGCACAAAAUCCCGCCCAAUUCUAUUGAUUUCUAUGGCAAAAAUUGGGCGGGUUUUUCUGCUAAAUGCCAUUUUUAGCCGCACACGCGGCCAUCCUAAGCAGCCCAAUUGGGCAGGAAACAGCCCAAUCUGGCAACACUGCUUGGCGAGCCUGGGCGGGUCACUCAUAGCGGGCUGCCAAGGCGUGCGCGCCGCGCGUCCUGACCCUGGGCUGAAUGUAUAGCACUGUUUUUCAGACCUCAUUUUCAAAAAUGGACCUAAUUACCUCCUCCUCCUCCUACUCCUCCUCCUUCAAGAACACCACCUCAAGAACCAAACAGGAAACCACCGUCACCCGAAUCCUUUUGGGGAUCAUUUAUUUUCCACCUGAAGAAGAUACAUGUACCACAUACCGUACUGUACGUAAGAGGAAGAACUCAUGCAGUACCCGUAAAAAAAAACCUAAAAAUAAAACCCAUAUCAGUUUAUUUUGUCGUGGAAGAGAAGAUGUAUUGAAGAGCAAUAUUAGAUGUAUCAGUAGACUUUCUAUAUGUUUCUUUUUUUAUUUAAGAGCAAGCAAUGGACACAAUAAUAAUUCUCCCUUUUUUUGCACAGAAAUGUCUUAACGUGGAGGACAUAGGGAGAAGAGGGAGAAAAAGAGAGAGCGAGAGAAGCGACGGUUUUAUAUAUAGCUCCCUGGUUGGCUUUGGGGUGUAAAUAGUGUACAGGGUAGACGACAAGGACACAAGUGGAGCCAAAGUGCAUCGGGAGCUACCGUAACGUUCAGUCUCUCGUCCUCUGAAUCGGAGAGCAGUCGUUAGCCAGUGUGGGUCAGAUAUACUGCUUUAACAUACUUAUGUACAGCCUAGUUAGUGAAAGCUUCCGUCGCUUCUCAGUCUAGAGUUGAUCAUUCGACAUGUGUGCACUUCAUGUGACAGUUCUGGCUAUUCUGCUUCUGAUAUGUUGACGAUGAAUCUGUUGUUAAUUAUUAUUAUUGUUAUAAUUAUUAUUAUAACUCUUAUGAGUUCUGUGCUGACUGUGAUUUUUUUUUGACAUGGAAAAAACUUUUGUUUGCUUGUUGUUAUAUUUUUUAUUUGUCUUUUUUAAGUUAUGAGUCAAGAUUUUGCUCAGUAUUUGUCAGAUGUGCACAUGAGUUACAUGGCAUUGUGAGGUUCACGCCACAACACAAAUGUGUGCGCCCUUAACGGCAAUAGCCGAUAGCACCGCAUAGCACUCCGAAGAAGCCAUUUGAUCGAGUCCUGGAUCUGUUGGUCAUUGUUAACCCACCCUGUUUAAAAAAAAUGUACCAAGUGAGAGUGUGUAGCUAUGUGGAAAUUGGCCUGCCCUGAACCGUAUACUUAAAAGUAUUUCUGAAUGUUGAAUGUCAUUGUUUAGUUGAGGGGGGGGACUGGCUGUGUUGUUGGCAUCGGCUAGGCUAGGCUAAGUCACUGCACCAUAUACCUCAAAGGCAAAAUACUCCCAGCAAAGCAAACGGAACAACUAGAGUACAAUUGGUCCGUUAAGUGCCUCCUUUCUCUGCUUUUUUUUCCUCAGAAAUUGACACAUAAGAAACUUAAAUUUCCCUUUAUCUCUGAGGAGUGUGAGAUCAAAUGACAACUGGCAGUGUGUAGAUCACAUGACAUGUUGAAGAUGCCUGGAAGACCAAACAGCAAUACAAUAUACCAUAACGGGGGAAUAAAUGUGCAUUUAACCGAACUUACACAGCAAAUGUGUCAUCAUACAGGGUCCCUUCUUAAAUGCUAAAAUGACUAGUACUGGAAUGUGUUGACUGGCAUUAUAUGAAUCCGAUUUUGUUAGCACUUUAUAAACUUUUGCCCGUUUUUUUUGUUUGUUUGUUUUUAUUUUAUUUUUGUUUGUUUAAAUUGAAAUAAUAAACACAUUUUUUUUCUUCUGAUCAAAUGUUUCUA
Molecule: messenger RNA, 5566 nt
Organism: Engraulis encrasicolus (European anchovy)
Lineage: Eukaryota; Metazoa; Chordata; Actinopteri; Clupeiformes; Engraulidae
Product: ephrin type-A receptor 5
Exons: 17
Coding region: 182-3160 (992 amino acids)
Biological process (GO): ephrin receptor signaling pathway; axon guidance; protein phosphorylation
Cellular component (GO): plasma membrane; dendrite
Molecular function (GO): ATP binding; protein binding; transmembrane-ephrin receptor activity
Source: RefSeq, a predicted model, not a curated record